AUGCAUCAGAGUAGUGGAUAUAUUACAGAGACGGACGGCUGCCAUCGACACCUACUUCUACUCACUCUCUUCGCCACCUUCUACUCCAUAUUCCGGCACACGCCACUUAACGAGCCGUGUGAGGAGCAGGAGCAAGAGCAGCGCGGCGUCGUCAUAGCCGGACGAGCUCGAGGUGUUUUUUGGGGAGUUACGAAAAUGCCACCGUGGCGGGAGAGCUUCUUCUUCAAACCCCGGCUCGUGCUCGCCUCCCUAUUUUGCCUGGCUUUUGGCCACCUACUCGCCCUGCCCUCGAUUUUGCACACCUCCAUUUCCUGUGAUAAGACAGACUUCCUCCUCAAAAUCGCCUUCAACGACACAUUUACGGGUUUGAUCUACACGGAGCAGGGCAGCCCGAAUUGUGUCUACGUCAAUGCUUCAGUGCAACCGAGCACGAACUAUCAAGUUAAGAUACCACUCGCCGGCUGUGAAACCCGAAGAAAUUCUGAUGGAAACCUGGAGAAUGAGAUUGUUAUCCAGAAUGGCGACUCUUUCCGGGCUGGUGGUGAUCGAAAAUUUUUGCUGACUUGUAUCCCGGCUGCUCCGAGGUUUAGGGAUAGCCUCGUCACCGUAGCAUUUGGAGGUGUAACGAUCGAUCAAGCUACUACAGUGUCGAGUGUUAGCAAUACGAAUACACAGAAGCUCGAAUACUUCGUGACCGUCAUCGACGCCACCAAGCCAGGGCGCGAGCCUUUGAGGCGACCACUGGCGGUUGGGGACAAAGUGAUCUACUCCGUUUUUGUACGUCACCCGAUUCGGGCCAGAAUUGGCAGAUGUUGGGCUACAGACGACGCCUCGAAACUUGAGCUCUCAAACGCCGAGGGCUGUUCGGUUCAAAGAAGCGGAAACGUGUGGAAUGACUUUGCGGUUUCCGAAAAUGACACUGGCGUCACGUACGACAACUCGAUCAAGGCAUGGGCUUUCCCGACUAGCAAUGAAGUCAACAUUUUCUGCAAUUUACAUGUUUGCAAGGAUUGUCGACAGACACAGUGUGCUUCGAGACGAAGAAGAGGGCUAAUCCCAGCCGAUGAAAGUAUCGAAAAUCCACUUGGUCCGCUGCCAGAACGGAUAAUCGGUGAUCAGAUUAUGGAAGACGACCUCACACCCCCGAUUCCACUACUUGGAACGUUAAGGUUACGGAUGUCAAAAGGCGGUCCGGCAGCUGAAGCAGCCGCUCAUACUGCUAAUAACUCCAAUCGAAAACCAUAUCUUCUUAUUUUUAGUAUUUUGUCACUGGUGCUUUCAAGGUUUUGUGCA
Molecule: messenger RNA, 1293 nt
Organism: Mesorhabditis spiculigera
Lineage: Eukaryota; Metazoa; Nematoda; Chromadorea; Rhabditida; Rhabditidae
Source: the annotation of a GenBank genome assembly